UCUUUUUCUUUUUUCUUUUUUUUUUUGCAAUGAGAAGAAGAGCUGCUGGUUAUGCUAAUGUGCAUAAUAGAGAGCGAGCAGGUAAAGAGUACCAUCAAAUCGGUGCUUCGAUUGCUGCCAAGGAAUUGGAACAGCUUCAAAGUCAGAUGGACAUUUUCAAGACAAACCUUCAAGAAUUUGCACAGAAGCAUCGAAAAGACAUUCGCAAGGAUCCUACUUUUCGUGCCCAUUUCCAACGCAUGUGUACCAAUAUCGGCGUCGAUCCUCUUGCGUCCAACAAGGGUUUCUGGGCAGAUUUAUUAGGAGUAGGUGAUUUUUAUUAUGAACUAGGUAUCCAGAUCAUAGAAGCAUGCAUCACUAGUAGGACAAACGAUGGUGGGUUAACAGAGCUAGGCGAGAUUAUGAGAAGGGUGGAAGUGAUGCGAGGCGUUAAAAAGAAGGAUAAGCAAACACAGAUUUCGGAAGAUGAUAUCGUGAGAGCUAUAAAGACUUUGAGACCUCUGAGUGGUGGCUAUGAGGUACUGCAGAUUGGAACUCGCAAGUUGGUGAGAUCUGUCCCAAAAGAACUUGAUAAGGAUCAGUCUGCGUUACUUUUAUUAGCACAGAAAACUGGAUAUGUCAACUAUGAAAUGAUUAAAAAUGAACUGGGCUGGACCACAGAAAGAACCGACACAGCAACCCAACAUUUAUUGCAAGAUGGCAUUGCAUGGUUGGAUAAGUUUGGUGACGAAGAUUCAUUUUGGAUACCAAGUUACUUUAGUUCCGGUACUGAUUAGAUGAAUAAAUGUGAUUUGUUUACA
This is a messenger RNA of Mucor mucedo, 800 nucleotides long. Its product is annotated as EAP30/Vps36 family-domain-containing protein. Gene Ontology annotation, biological process: protein transport to vacuole involved in ubiquitin-dependent protein catabolic process via the multivesicular body sorting pathway. The record is from RefSeq and is a predicted model, not a curated record. Lineage: Eukaryota; Fungi; Mucoromycota; Mucoromycetes; Mucorales; Mucoraceae. The transcript is spliced from 6 exons. Gene Ontology annotation, cellular component: ESCRT II complex. Bases 30 to 776 code for a protein of 248 amino acids.